Messenger RNA from Pleuronectes platessa (European plaice), 1452 nucleotides. It is a transcript of the gene camk1gb, whose product is annotated as calcium/calmodulin-dependent protein kinase IGb. The record is from RefSeq and is a predicted model, not a curated record. The coding region runs from base 1 to 1452 and encodes 483 amino acids. NCBI's taxonomy places the organism in Eukaryota, Metazoa, Chordata, Actinopteri, Pleuronectiformes, Pleuronectidae. The transcript has 12 exons. Gene Ontology annotation, biological process: peptidyl-serine phosphorylation. Gene Ontology annotation, cellular component: intracellular anatomical structure. Gene Ontology annotation, molecular function: calcium/calmodulin-dependent protein kinase activity; ATP binding; calmodulin binding.
AUGGAUGUUAUCUCCGACCUGACGACAGGUGUUAGUCGGGUCCCAGACGCAGUAAUCCGUGCAGACCAGGGCGAGCUUUGCGCAGGAGAGUCAGAGCAGCCGAGCUCCUGCAGCAGUGCACAGAGUCCAGAAGCCCCCCCGCCAGCAGACAUGGGGCGCCAGGAGGGCGACUACGUGUGGAAGAAGAACACCGAGAACAUCCAGGACGUGUUUGACAUCAUGGACGAGUUGGGCACAGGAGCCUUCUCCGAGGUCUACAUGGUGAAGGAGAAGAAGACGGGGAAGAUGUUUGCCAUGAAGUGUGUGAAGAAGAACCAGAAGCAGGACCUGAAUCUGGAGAACGAGAUCGCCGUGUUGAGAAGAAUCAAACAUGACAACGUGGUGGGGAUGGAGGAUUUCUACGAGAGUCAGACUCACUUCUAUCUCAUCAUGGAGCUCGUUUCAGGCGGUGAGCUCUUCGACCGUAUCCUGGACCGGGGGGUGUACUCGGAGAAGGACGCCAGCCGGGUCAUCCAGCAGGUGCUGCAGGCCGUCAGCUACCUGCACCAGAACGCCGUGGUGCACCGGGACCUCAAGCCGGAGAACAUCCUCUUCUACAGCCCGGAGGAGAACUCCAAGGUCAUGAUCAGCGACUUCGGCCUCUCGAAGAUGGUGGACAACGACAUCAUGUCCACCGCCUGUGGAACUCCGGGAUACGUAGCUCCAGAGGUUCUGGCACAGAAGCCGUACAGUAAGGCUGUGGACUGCUGGUCCAUCGGAGUCAUCACCUACAUCCUACUCUGUGGAUAUCCUCCUUUCUACGAAGAGAGCGAGACGCGACUCUUCUCUAAGAUCAUGAAGGCUCAGUACGAGUUCGACUCGCCCUUCUGGGACGACAUCUCGGAAUCUGCUAAAGACUUCAUCCGCAACAUGAUGCAGAAGAAUCCCAGCAUGCGCUUCAGCACGGACCAGGCCCUCAGGCAUCCCUGGAUCAUCGGAAAGACGGCUCGCAGCCAGGACAUCUACUAUUCAGUCAGCGUUCAGAUCCAGAAGAACUUCGCCAAGUCCAAGUGGAAGCAAGCCUUCAACGCGGCCGUGGCCAUCAACCACAUGAAGAAGCUGCAGCAGGCCCACUCCGAGCAGCUGGUGAGACGUCCCAGCAUCCCCGACAUCAAGGUCGUCGACUUGUCCUCCCCGACCGUCCACAAGCGUCUCGACCCGGACAAGCUGGACCCAGAGGCCAGUGGGGGGGCCCAGGGGACGAGUCUCAUCCCUCUGCCCGCGAGCCUCAUCGAACCCAAGAGCCACUACCAGACCCUGAAGACCACUCAGAGCCAGGGCCCCGCCCACCACGCUCCGGCCAUAUCCGAGCAGGGGAAGCACGUGUACCACUCGGAGCCCGCCAACCUCAACGGAUUCUGUCCGAACCGAAGUGGAAAGACGGUGCAGACCGGAGUGUGCUCGGUCAUGUGA